UGCUCACAAAGCCAAGUAGUUAUCUUUUUUAUUUUUUAUUUUUUAUUUUUUAUUUUUCGCGCUCGGCGGGUGCCCUGUCCCCGUGGGAAUGGCGGAUCCUGCGGUUGUGGUGGCGAAGCUCGUCCUCCGUUACUGCGGCAACGCCCUAAAUGUUGCCCUUCGUCGCUCCGGCGUCGCCUGGUCUCCUCUCCUCGCGUCGCGCUUGCUCCGCCUCUUCCGGUCAGACGCCAGGAGAUUCCUCCGCCUCCAUCGAUGGCUCUCUCGACACCGCCCCUCCUGCCUCGGCCCUGCCGCUACAGACCUUCUCGUCGACGCCCUUGGCCGCGCCCACCGCCUCGACGCGCUCCGCCGUGCCGUCGACGGCCACAGUUCACCCUCCAUCCGCACGUUCGCCAUUGCCGCCGAGCGCCUUGUUUCCGCCGGUCGGUCGGACCUCGCAGUCCGCUUAUUCCUGGAGUCUCCCACCCCUCCGACCCUCCCUUUACUCAACGCCCUCCUCGCGGCCCUCUGCCGCUCCGGACGCAUCGCUGAGGCUGAGUCCCUGUUUAGAUCCCUCCGCCGGAGGAUUCCGCCCGAUGCUAUCACUUUCAACACUCUUGCUGACGGGUGGUGCCGCGCCGGGUCGGUAGAGCGAGCAGUGGAGACCCUCCGGCGGAUGGUGAUGGACGCGGGGAUCCAGCCGACUGCCGCUAGUUAUAACAUACUCCUGAAGGGUUUCUUGAGGACCAACAGGAUCCAGAAGGCAAUUGAAUUCUUCCGGGAGAUGAUCCGCCGCGGUUGCAAGCCGGACGCCGUCACCUACACCACAUUGAUAAGCGAGUUCGGCCGUGCAGGUGAGGUCGAUCGUGCCUUCAAGAUCUUUGAGGAAAUGAUUGACCCCGGCGGGUGCCAUCCCACUCCAGCCACCUACAAUGCCAUGAUUCAGCUUCUCUGCAGGAAAGUCUCCACGGACAAAGGGCUGAAUCUCUUUAACGAGAUGAAGAAGAAGGGUUACAAUCCAAAUAAGACAACGUACAAUAUAUUACUCAAAGGUCUAUGCGAUGCCCAUAGAGUGGAUCAAGCAAUGGAAUUCUUAACUAGGAUGAAAAAGGAGAGUGAAUUUGGGCCAAAUACACAAACAUACAACAUCUUGAUACGGGGUUUCUGCAUGGUUGGUGAGAUUGAGAGAGGAAGGAUACUUUUAGCAGAGAUGGGAAAAGAUGGUUGUAUUCCUGAUUCUGAUAGUUAUAGUAUCUUAGUUAGUGCUUUUUGUGCCACGCGGAAAAAGAACGAAGUUUUGGAGUCAGGCAAGUUACUGCAGGAGAUGAUUGAAAAAGGGUUCACUCCUCCAAGGCUGACAGUCAACCGGGUCAUGAAUGGGCUCAUCAUGACUGGUAAUCAAGAGUUUGCAAGAGAGUUCUUGAGACGGCAUAGCCAGUGCGGUCGUCUUCCUUGUGCAAUCAGGCUAUGACGUUCUAAAUGGAGUGAAAUCUGUAAUGGAGCGACAUCUGUCAUAGAGCUGCAAUGAAGCUUCCUUUUCGGGGAGCUGAAAUUUGACCUUGCAACAUGGCCUUGCCAAUGAAGCUGCUUGUGUUCAUUUUCCAUUUUAAAAUCCCGCUACAAGUUGCAAGCAACAGGUGUUGGACACAAACUGUCUUGCUUCUGAGCGACAUUCAAGUAACUUUGGUACAAUUGGAUUUGAAUGUCCUAAAUGAAACAGCUGAUAUCAAUGUCAUGGUCUUGCAUGAACCAUCUUCGAUCAAUAGCUGAUUUGUGUUCGUGGAAGUUCUUUUCGUGGACUAGGAAGUCAUUUGAUUGGUCCUGCUGCUGUGGCAUGUUUUGUUCUAGCUCUUGAGCUUAAGCAUUAUGGCAAUGAGAUGGAUGAUCAAUAUUCACUUGAUAAUUUCUGUGAUUAGUCUCUUCAUGGUUCCUUUUUGGAAGAGUUGGCAUUGGUCACUAGUUCCAGAUAAUGCUGACGAAUCUUUAGAACCAUGCUUUCAGCUGAGUGGUAGAUUAUUGAAAGUCCGUUUUCAACUCUAGCUUCUGAGAAAGAUAAUAGUCAUGUAACACUUCUGUGAUCAUGUGAGAUGCAAAAUAUUUGGGCGUUGUGCUUCACGGCAAUUUGCUACUUCCAGGGCCCAUGCUUUCAGCUUAAUGUCGAACUGUCUCAAUCCUGGCUUCGCUUCUUAUAGAUAGUCACUAUGCGUGAAAAGGACUUCUGUGGUCAACAUGUGAGACAACUGAAAGAUUGAGUUCAAGUACAGAAUUCUUGGACGAUGCUGUGGCCCUCUAGUUGAAACAAUGAAUCUCCAGUGAUACUUUCGCUGUGGCCUCUCUUUUUUUAACCAACAGCGAAGGUUCUGAAGAAAAAUACAGAGACAAAGACCAAACGAAUAAGCUUGAAGUGUUCUUUACAGUUUACACAGUCACGAUACAAGAAGUAGGAAGCCUAUGAGCUUCUUUAAUAUGCAUAUUCUAAUUUUAGAAGUUAUUAUGCUGUACAUGUACUGUAAAAAUCAAAUAACUGUGCCCCAUGCAUUUGUACUUCAAUAUGAAGAAACAACGCUUUGUACAAACAAAGCUGAUUCGCGAAACUAGCGGCUCUAAUUUGUUCGGG
Nymphaea colorata (pocket water lily) is the source of this 2596-nucleotide messenger RNA. RefSeq names its product pentatricopeptide repeat-containing protein At1g74900, mitochondrial-like. NCBI's taxonomy places the organism in Eukaryota, Viridiplantae, Streptophyta, Magnoliopsida, Nymphaeales, Nymphaeaceae. Gene Ontology annotation, molecular function: protein binding. Bases 89 to 1450 code for a protein of 453 amino acids. The record is from RefSeq and is a predicted model, not a curated record. The transcript has 2 exons.